Molecule: messenger RNA, 601 nt
Organism: Panicum virgatum (switchgrass)
Lineage: Eukaryota; Viridiplantae; Streptophyta; Magnoliopsida; Poales; Poaceae
Product: BTB/POZ and MATH domain-containing protein 1-like
Exons: 1
Coding region: 24-593 (189 amino acids)
Biological process (GO): protein ubiquitination
Molecular function (GO): protein binding
Source: RefSeq, a predicted model, not a curated record
CGUCCACUGACACGACCCUGUCCAUGGCGCCACCGUCCAACUUGCACCACUAUCUCGGCGCCCUCCUCGUGGCCAAGGACGGCGCCGACGUCACGUUCCAGGUCGCCGGCGAGACGUUCAGCGCGCACAGGUGUAUCCUGGCGGCUCGGUCGCCGGUCUUCAAGGCACAGCUCUUCGGCGCCAUGAGAGAGAGCAUCGGCACAGGGGUUUGCGUACGGAUUGAUGAUAUCGAGCCCCAGGCGUUCGGUGCCUUGCUGCAUUUCAUUUACACUGAUGCACUGCCGGACAUGACUGGGCAAGAAGAGGCUCUCAUGGCUCAACAUUUGUUGGAAGCGGCAGACAGGUACGCCUUGCAGAGGCUCAAGAUGAUUUGUGAGGAAAAAUUAUGCGGGUGCUUAGACAUGAACACAGUUGCAAACACGUUGGUGCUGGCUGAACAGCAUUGCUGUGACAGGCUUAAGGUGGCUUGCAUUCAGUUCCUUAAAUCUACUCAAUCCCUGGAAGCGGUCAUGGCAACCAGUGGCUUUGAGCAUCUGAUCAGAAGCUUCCCUGCUCUUUUGAGGGAGUUAAUCUCCGAACUCGCUGCCCGCUGAGACAUGAU